CGCUAUUCCAUCUCCUCGAAUACCUAAUCUUCCGUCCGUGAUAGUGCAAUACCAUUAAUUUAUGAUGCAGCAAGUCCGACUGACCUAGCAAAAUGGUACCUGCCUGUUGGCUUUCCCGCUACCAUUCCCCUUUACGACUAGGCCCCCUGUCCCCACACCCUCCUUUCCCCUGUUCCUGGCACACCCCACCUCUCAUCCAUUCCUUCCUUCGUCUUUUGCUCUGGGGCGCCCUGUCAAUCUAAUUCCCCCUUCAUCGUUAUCACCAAAUUUCUCGUCCUACUCAAAAUCUCGAGAAUUUGUUGGUUCCAUUGGCUCAGACACGCCUCGUCCCUAAACGGUUUUCUUUCCCGUCCUCUCGUUUGUUAAACUUCAUUCAUUCUUUUCCCAUCCGUUCAUUACCUUACUCCCAUUGACCGUUGCCCUUUGACACGCCUUGGUACCUGUCGGGAUCACGAGUCUUGUACCGAUCCAGUGGUACCCCGGAUUGAUGAGAUCAAAUCAAACUGCCGGCCAGCAAGUAACCAUUUGACAAUCCUGCUCCGACACGAUCGACUCGCACCCUGUGACAGCACUCUCCCUUGAGAUCCGCAGACCACAGUCAGACCAAACCAAACAAGGCCUAUUCGACUCACCACUCGCUCAAGCUUCUAGCAGAAAUCUCGGUUGUUUUGCUUUGUUCAUUCUCUCCCCGAGUCUGAGACAACCUCCUUUAUCCAUCAAACUUGCCUGAAUCGUUUCCAUUUCUGGACUCAACAUCCGACCCGUUCUUGUUUAACCUAACUCGGGCACCUGCGUUUUCCUCUUCCCUCUUACAAGAAGAACUCAUCUGCUGUCGCCCGCUUUCGGCCUACAAACUUGCCAUACUACAUCCAGAUUGCUCCACGAGGCUCUUGAACGACGACGACCCCGACGACGACAACCCUGACCCGCGAAUACAUCGAGUACGAACAAUCUUGCCUCGCGUACCCUGUGUGACUACCGAGCCACUUAGCCCGAAUCGAUAUUGGUCUCUCACAUCACCAGAGGCUGGCACACAUAUUCUGCCACUACGGUUUUCGUCAAUUUGACAUCUGCAGUGUUUGAAGCAAGGUUGGUAUAGUUGCCAAUCUAGUUCGACCUAUAUCACCUUCAUCAGUUGUGAUGAAUUAAACGCCUACAUCUCCAACGACACCAAACAACCGAGGCAAAAAAUAACGGUUCAUCCUCGGGAUUUGUCUUUCAUUAUGAAUAGGUUCAGAGGCAAGAAGAAGGGCAAGGAUGAUCACGAGGCUCCGCGGCCAUCGAUUGAGUCUGAGUCUUCUAGCCCCUUUAGAAUGUUUGGCAAGAAAAAGGCACAGGAAGAGGAACCUAAAAAGGAGAUUGAUCUCGCUACAGCCCUUCCAUCGACUGAUGAUUUUCGAACAAGUCUUCUGAUGACCAACCUUUCGGCACGAUUCUCUAUGUUGCGCGAGCAAGAUGACCCAAACACCAAGGUUGGCAAAGCUAGUGACGAUAGUGUUCUGUUCCCUAAAAGACAAUCGAGAAUGAUGGACUUUGGUUUUGCUGCAGGGUUGGGCGACAUUGCCGAGGUCGAGUCUAUUCGGGCCCCCUUUGCACGCUCAUCGAUGCAGUCUAAUGAUGAUACCGGUUCAACAAACGGGAGUAUGAUGGGCCGGUCGAAACCAAUUGAAGGAAACAACUUGUUUGGAGGUCGACAAAAGGUUUACAAAAUCGGCACCGGAGGGAACAAAGGGGCUAUGAGUGGCCGUGUUCUCUAUGGCGACGAUGUCGCCCAGUCAGCUUUCCAGAAGUGGAGGCAAUCUGAAAAGGAUAAGCAGUCAUUUGAAGACCUGCAGCAAGAAGAUUUAGGUGACUUAGAAAAUGCUCGACCAGAGUCUCCUUCUCAAACCGAGUACAACCGAAAAAGGGAGACAAACUCAACAACAUCGUCUGGUCCAUCUGCAGCUCGGGACUCAACAGCCGCCACAUCUAUCACCUCAUCUUCAGUCAAGGACCGGGAGUCCUUCGUGCGCACAUCUCGGACUGUUAGCCCAACACCACCAAUGGAGCGAAGCGUGACCAGAACCCGUCGUCUCUAUGAGCAAAGCUUGAACCAGGAUCUCCAAGACCAACAGUCAUCUGCUCUCUCAAGAAUCGAUACGCUUACAAAGCGAACACUCGGCAGCAGAACUCCAGAUCUGACACCUCCUGUUCCUUCCCCAGCAAGCGCAACAUUUGGUGAUCGUUUCAUCACUCGAUCGGUCCUGGCUAAGGCUAGUGCCCCUAACCUACGAUCUUUCAGCCCUCCAUCGCAAAUGAGUCCUGUAGACUCGAUGAACAAAUUUCCCAGCAUGGACCAGAAGGCCUUCGGUGCUACACCCCCUCUCAGCCCCCCCAUUAGUGAGACAGGGGAGGCUCAGCCCUUUGAUCGAAGCAGAAUUAUCAGCAGGACCAACAGUCAAUAUGAUGAAUCAAGGUUCGCCCAACGGCAAAUGCAAAUGCAGCAGGGUCGCGAAACUCCCACGAACCGAUUCCGCACUGAUUCCAACCCCUCACUGCCAGGCACUCGAUCUAGGUCGUCUUCUGCCCACCGUCCGCAAAUGGAAAGGAACGAAUCUGGGUCUUUCCAGACUGAGCCAACCGUCCAGGAAGAGUCACAACAUUCAACCUUUUUUGAUGACGAUGAUGACCAGUCUAUCGUGGACGAGUCACACCUUCAACCUAUCUUUCCUCUUCAAGUUAAGGUUGAGAAGCCAGCUGAUAAUGAGCACCCUGCCUUCAGACGCACUACAGUACCAACGCCUCUAGUGGUUUCUGAAGGAACUGGAGUUGCGCCAGCUAACUCAACAGAGCAAUUGCCUAAGGACUCGCCUACUUUGGGACCUACCUCUGGUGGACUGAGCGGCAUGGUCAGGCAGCAUCUUCGACAAGACAGCGGGGCCUCCUCAAUCUAUGGAAGCUUACCCAACGAUGUUGACCUGAGCUCACGAUUCCCUCCCGAACGCCCUGAUGCACACACCUAUGAGCCCAAGACGGUCGAUUCAAACGCCUGGGAGUCGAUUGAGAGAGACUUGGCUAUGUCAAUUGACGGUAGCGUGACUAGUCCUACUAGAUCGUCUGGUUUGAUGGAGGCCCAGAUAUUGUCUAGACCCGAAUCCACCCAAAACCCGAAACAACAAAUCAACCCCCAGCCAGAAGAGGAGACAGAUGACUUUGCCCGUCAUCUUGCCGACGGUGCGCGACGUGUCAGGGAGAGGCUCACUUCUUUUGUCGAAGCUGAUAGCAGCAUUUCGUCACCAGAACCUCCGCCUCUGUCUGAGCUUCCACCUCCACCUCGUCCGAACGCUUUGGGCAUCUUGAAAUCCAAGUCCAGUCGUGGCUCUUUGGUUGACAGAGGUCGAGGUGACAGAGAGAAUGGCAGUCAGUCCAAAGCGAAGAAGCUCCUUGGCCUCCGAGGCUCGUCGCCUGCCCCUGCCGCAAGUCCAUCCCGCCGUGGCUCAUUCGAGGCGAAUGAGAGGCUAACGCAGUCGCCUGAGCCAAGGGACGAAAACCUGCCAAGAGAUAGCGAGGAAAAGGAGGGUGUCCAUGCUGGCCUCAAGGCUUUCCGACAAGCCCGUCGGGAACUCCAAAGGAUGAAGGAACUCGAAGUUCAGCAACGACGCCAAGGACCCUCGAAGCCUCCUUCAGCAGGCAGAGAUCGAGCCCAAACUACGACAUCCCGACCACCAUCUCAGGAACGUAGACCACCUCCUCCUGUCUCAUACAAUCGAGUCCCUAGCGAAGAAUCGAGGGCCAAUGCUGGCUCACGCGCUGGCUCCCGCUCAGGAUCCCGAGCUCCCUCUGAACGUGAUCGAAGUGGCUCUGAAGCUAGCAGUGGAGGCAGAUCUGGUAGCCGACCGCCACGCCUUAGAAACGGAUCCGUGCCUCGCGAUGAUUACCAAGGGCCCAUGGGAUCUCCGGUGGGAGGCAAUGGCAAGCCUCGACAAGGGCCGAUGAUGAGAGCACCAAUAAUGCCCGGACAAGACAUGCGACGGUCACCACGUAUGCCGCCUCAACCAUAUCCCGGAAACGCUUCGCCCGGUCCCUUCAACCGUCCCGACAACAGCUUGCAUAUACAUCCUGUCUAUGGGCACGAUUCUGGUCACCCGUCACCAAUCUCGCCACUUAAUGGUGCCCCCUCGCCUCAUGGCGCACCUUCUCCCCAUGGAUUCCCUGGACCUGGCCCCGGCCCCCAGAGACCGUAUGGACCUCCUUAUCCGGGUGGAAUGAUGCGCAACCGAGAUAUGUCGGAACCUUCAAUCAAGCCGCCAGUGUCGCCCAUGGGUCACCGGGACGGCCUCCGACCUGGACCUGGACCUGGACUCAAUAGUGGUGCAGUCUCUACGCCUAACCUGCAUAGCAACAUGACUGCUCCUCCUUUGCCACCAAUCAACCCUCGACGCAAGAACACAGGAGCCACGCUCGCUGAAGGCACCAUGAGCGCUCAUCGCCGCCCUAUGAGCCCUAGUAUUGCGAACGAUCAACGUGGUGGCUUUCGAAGUGAUGAUGAAGAUGGCGCAGGGAUGAACCGCCAGAGAUUGCGCAAAGCCACUAGCGAGGCAAACGGUAUGAACGCACGAGCAAGAUCAAUGCAUCAAGCUCCUCCUCCGCCUAUGGCAGCACCACCUCUGCCUCCUAGCAUGAGCAGCAAUGCAGUUCCCGACGGGAUGAUUUAGCAGUGCAAACGAUGACUGUUUUCUUUAUAUUUCUUUCGAUUCUCUUAAUUCGCCUUUUGCCGACAGCAUGAGACUCAUGACCAAGAUACCUCACGGCCCUUUUCAUUUCAUAAACUUAAUCUCAGCGUCCUGAAUCAUCGAGCAGAGUCUUCGAUGAUAGGACCCCAACAUUCGUGUGUAUUUGUGGGGUGAACGAUUUGUCACUCCUUGUAUGUUUUCUUUUGGGGAUACUCCGGUCAUUGACGGAUGGAUGGUUGGAAUCUAGUAUCAGGCGCAAAUUGGCCCGGCUAGCAAGAGAUCGAGCAGGUCCUUGAUUCGAAUAGCUGGCGUCAGGCAGGGUGUGGAAGGAAAUGAUAUGUCAGGAAGCAGAAUGGAACGGAACAAGCGGGCAUGCAUUCAACAAGGCUGGGGAGGUGUUUGGUUUUGUACGUAUAGGAUUGGAAGCCGACGGCCAAAAGGCGUAGUGAGGAUACUACGUCAGUUUAUAAAACGUUGACCCAUGGAGAGUUUUCACCAUUUCAAAGGAUGGCCAUAGUCAAGGAAUGGGAAUAGGCACCAGGCCUGAAGUCAAUCAUUGUAGAUGAGAUAAAUAAUGAUGGUUACCUAGGUGUUCAUGUUGACAUGUCCAAUACGCAUGAGACCCCCCGCGAUUCUAGCGAACUCGCACAUGAGCAGCUCGGCGGCUUGUAAAUAACAGGUCACUAUCGAGACUUGUUCAAAAGACAGGAGGUCAGACUGUAGGACAUCAUAAGCUGUAGUAUCACAGCUACGAUAGAACAGUCUCACAACAUCAUAAAAUCAAGCUUUAUUUUAAAUUGUGCAAUAUUCCAAUUUUAUGUAUUGCUUCUAGGGUAGGCAAGCACCCCGGCCUGCAACUUUUGUGUCUCCCAAGCAGCCACUGGUACACGGCUGAUCUGACGGGGCAAGGUGAGGCUAUCAGCCUCCAUUUUUACUCACAAUCAAGGCUGUUGUUGUUGUUGUUUUCUGCGAUUAUUGUCGGUGCGACGUGGCAAUGUGGUUCCAACUUGUGGGCAUUGCAUUUCCAAACCAGAGAGAAGGGCCGACGUGAGGUUUACUAUAUUAUGUAACGAAGGGAAAUUUCGGGAGGACUGCUCAAGUUGUAGAUCGGGCGAGUCCGGGACAUGGCCCAGAAUUUGGGGUUAGUUUUUUCUGAAACAAGGGUCCAAUGGAGGGUUCAGCAGUGGCAAGUAAACCAAGAAUUGGCAAUCUGCAUUCAUGAUUGGAGCGUUUCAUUUCACGAUGGACUCAUCAAUUCAAAUCACUGGAUUAAGCGCCGGGGCGAAAAGAAGCCGAAAGUGGGUUGAUAAAACUUGGUAUUGAUUCUUGUCUCUGAUUCUCAAAAGUCAAGUCGCCCAAAAGAGACCGCGGGUAUCGAUUAUUGUUACAGCUGAAAAUCCGUUGCGAUUCAUUCCCCGUUAACCCCGAGACAAGUCCCAAAACGUAAAAGCAUAGAGUAAUAGAACGCCCAAAACCCGACGUCAUAUCUUUCCCGUGGCGCCUUCGCAUAAACACCCCUAAAGAGGCUGAAAGCAAAGCUUUUGCUGUUGGAGAAAGAGGAUAAUUGCUUGAAGAACCAGUCGCUGAGGUAUCAAUCAAGAACAAGUGAAAUGGUGAAUGUGACGACCAGGUCAUAGGUGUGAAUGGAGAAGAGGCAGAUUCCGGGCAGAAUAGAAGCGCCGUCGUUGAAGUCGUCAAAAAGUCGUGUCUCGUAUGAGCGAGGGUAUCCAGACUCUCAUCUCGCCAUGCUGUAGCCCUUUGUCAUGAUAGAGGUCCAGGCGUGUGUUGUGAGAGAAGAGAAGGAGAAUGCCGUCGAGACGCGUCUGUGGGUGAACGCUUUAGCACAGAGGGCAGUUGUUGCAUUGCUUGUGUCCGCAAGCGGUGCAGGUGGUGCUGAUGACAAUCAUGCCUCCACACUGGCAGCAGUACUCGUAGGCAGGCAUGUUGGUGAUGUUGGUUGGUGAUGGGGUUUUGUGGUGUUGAGGCGUUGGAGUGGUGUUGUAGAAGUUGAAGUAGUCCUGGGAUGGUAUAGUCUGGUGAUUGUUGAUGAAGAAGAGGGAGGUAGGCCAGCUUGGAAAUGGGGGGAAGACGAGGGAUAUAAAUAGUUGAGGAGGAGAGAGGAAGAGAGAAAGAGGCGAGGCCAGACAAGGCAGAGUAAAGCAACCCAACGGAAGGGGACACCCUCAGAGUGCUCGGAUAUGUUGAUCGGAAGUCAACGUCCAGUCCAAAAGAAUGGGGGUGAAAUUACUCUGGAGUUGGAAUGGGUUGGUUUCGGCAUCUUCUAAGACGGGUAGAGUCCACAUUCACUCGUUUCCAAUGCAGGUCAAUG
Fusarium odoratissimum NRRL 54006 is the source of this 7041-nucleotide messenger RNA. RefSeq lists its product as uncharacterized. Lineage: Eukaryota; Fungi; Ascomycota; Sordariomycetes; Hypocreales; Nectriaceae. The coding region runs from base 1224 to 4694 and encodes 1156 amino acids. The transcript is spliced from 2 exons. The record is from RefSeq and is a predicted model, not a curated record.